Messenger RNA from Zychaea mexicana, 755 nucleotides. RefSeq lists its product as uncharacterized. The record is from RefSeq and is a predicted model, not a curated record. The coding region runs from base 18 to 188 and encodes 56 amino acids. Lineage: Eukaryota; Fungi; Mucoromycota; Mucoromycetes; Mucorales; Lichtheimiaceae. The transcript has a single exon.
CUACCUAGAAGAGCAUUAUGUAUGUAAAUGCACAACAAAUCUCUCUUUCACCGUGCCAUCAUCAGACACACGUUGUGUGUAUAUCUAUGCAGAACGCUUUGAGCUACUGUAUACACACACACACAGAGUCCGAGAAAAAGAGUCGUUGUACAGUAGGCACAACAUUCUCGAUCUCUGCUCAUUCAUAAUAAAAAAUGGCCAUCUCCCAAGCUAAUUAAUACUGUGCACUGAUACUUAUUCCUUACCCCACUUCAAAAAGAUCACAUAAAGUCCAUUGAUGAUAACGCCAUUGUAUAAAAAUGCUAUGAUUCACAAAACAAUACAUCUAUACGUCAUGUUUGCGCGCGCUUGACGAUGAAAAAAGACAUCCUAUGGAAUAGUCGGAACGGGUGUUUACGGGAGUAUACAACAACGGCAGGAAAAUAAAUGUUCUCGACGAGAAGGCAAAUUUAGCAUCCGAUGCAGGGAUGAUGAAAUUGACGUUUUUUUACACAUCAGUCAUAUUCGACGAAUCACAUACACAAAUUUCUAUUCAUAUUGCAUAGGAUGGGAUGUGUGAUGAUGUACUAUCUAUUCAUCAUCGUUGCUUGUGAAUUCAAGAAAUUUUGUUUACUAUUCUCUAAAUGAUAAUAACUUCAAUUAACAUGAUGUCAGUUUUCGAUUGCUACGUGUGUUGGUAGAUAAUAUUAUUGUAGUAACUCGAAUGGUUUAUCAGCGUAAGAUGAUGACAGUUGUACUCUGUUUCUUCUUUUUAG